AUGGGUAUUUGCGCCUCCUGCCUCGGCCGCCGGCGCCGCGAUUCCUAUGAUGAAGACGAUGCAUCCCGACUACUUUUCGAUGACCCGAAUAAUCUCCAGUAUGGAAGCUUUGGCGAGCACAAUUUAAACGCUCAAGCUGACCCGCUUGAGUCGCAACGAGAAGUGGAAGCUCUGCAAAGGGUAGUAGCGCGGACGUCCAAUAAUCUUGUCGACGUCUUUGAAAUCACCCCACAGGAGUCACAGAGGACUCAACCUACUUUAUUCUCAGGGCAAGACGCCCGAUUAGCCCGGUAUCAAAACAUAUUAUCCAAGCUUUCGCGAGAAGGCGAAACUCCCCCAACAGAUAGUGCUUUCGGCGCCGUAGACUGGUUAUUAGGCGAUGACGAUACUAUCGAAAUACAAGGCAAACCCCCUAGUAUCAAGGAUGAAGUAGGGGGCUUACUUGUGGGUACCUUUGGAGAUAUAAAUGCGACGCGGCUAUGA
Daldinia childiae is the source of this 483-nucleotide messenger RNA. RefSeq names its product putative glycoside hydrolase family 74 protein. Gene Ontology annotation, biological process: cholesterol homeostasis; positive regulation of MAPK cascade; endosomal transport. NCBI's taxonomy places the organism in Eukaryota, Fungi, Ascomycota, Sordariomycetes, Xylariales, Hypoxylaceae. The transcript has 3 exons. Gene Ontology annotation, cellular component: Ragulator complex; membrane raft; late endosome membrane. The coding region runs from base 1 to 483 and encodes 160 amino acids. The record is from RefSeq and is a predicted model, not a curated record.